ACUUUAUUGCUGUAGCCAUUUUUAGUAACAGUUGGGGUUUUCCUACACUAAAUUUAGACCACAAUAUAUAUAAGAAUGUAAACACAUGGUAUUAUAAUCUUCCUUAGUACAGGACUAUAAUAGCUGACUAAAAGUCCAGGUUCUCAAAUAUGGCAAAUGUUUUGCAUCCUGAUGAAGACUGGCAAUCAAGAAGAUCUGUCAUAGAGUGUAACAAACAUAUGCUGGCCCAACAGCUUGGAUGUGAUGUAACAUUCAAUAUUGUCCGAGGAGAGACAGUACAGAUACGUGCUCACAAAUAUGUUCUUGGCAGUAGGAGUUGCGUAUUCUAUGCCAUGUUUUAUGGUCCAUUGAGCGAGAACACAGGGACAGAAAUUGAUAUCCCAGAUAUGACACCAGAACAGUUCAAUGAUCUCUUGCAGUUUUUGUAUACAGAUGACAUUAAAGUUACUCUUGACAAUGUUCUUUCCAUGCUAUAUGCGGCUAAAAAAUACUGUGUGCAGAGUUUGAUAGACAAAUGCCUGAACACGUUGAAGAGGCACAUGGUACCAGAGAAUGUUUGUACUGUCAUGGAAAAUGCCCAUUGUUAUGGUAACAAUGAUUUGAAGACUCGAUGCCAUAAUUUGAUUGUUCAAGAACCAGAGAGGGUUUUCCAAGCUGACGAUCUGGCAGAAUUGUGCAAUGAGUGUUUUAUCAGUAUAAUCAAAGAUGACAGUAUCCCUGUACAUGAAGAGAUCAUUUUUGAUGCCGUUAUAAAAUUUGGACAAGGUAAAUGUGUGAGAAAUGAUCAAGGUAUCACACCAGAAAAUAUGAAAAGAUUAUUAGCAGAUGUCAUACCACACGUAAGGUUUCCCCUUAUGUCUCAAGAGUAUUUUUUAAGCAAAGUCACUCCUCAUGGACUUUUGACAGAACAAGAAGAAUUGAAACUUUGUAAAUAUUUCUUAAAGAAAGUUGAUUACAAUGGAGAUUUCAAUGCAAAUAAGCGAAAAUUUAUAUAUACUGUACAGAGAUUUACUGACCUAGGGUCAGGGUGGGGGUAUAAGAGAGAUAAAUGUGAUGCUAUUACAUUCUCUUGUUCUCAUGAUAUAAAGUUACGAGCGUUUCUGAUUUAUGGGUCAAACCAGGGGCCAGGCAACUUGGAAAUUAGAAUGCACUUGAAACAAGAACCAUACAGGGCUAACGUUACUGUCAAAGGAGCCAUUGUAGAAACUGAUGGCAAACAAAAAAUCUACAAAGUGUUUUUUGAUGAUGAAGUAAUACUGAAAAAAGACAAGAAAUAUAUAAUGUCACUAGUUGUAAAAGGACCAACAACCUAUUACGGAACAGCUGGACAAGGAGAAUGUGUAAUUGACAAUGUAAAAUUUACUUUUGAAAAAUCUGAUUUAAGCACAAACAACACUACUACAGAACGUGGUCAACUUCCUGGUCUUGCAUUUGAACUGAUGCCCAAUCCUGUAGGUGUCCAACCCAUGGAAUUAUAAUCACUUGUACAAACAGCUUUUUUUAGGACAAUGUUUUGAGAGAGUUAUGAAAACACAACAGUUUCUAGAGAGUGUAUUGCAAUGUGUACAGGUUGACUGUAUUGUUAUAAAUCACAUGACUGUAUUGUUACACCACUAUCUAGAUGUAAAAGUUUUAAGAUUGUUAAUGAAACACAUACCGUAAGCAUUACUAAAACAAAUAUGUUUACAUGAAUACAUUGCAACCCUGUUAAAGCUCUAAUGCUCAGUAUAACACUCAUGGCCUUGGUUAAAAAAAAAUUCAUGUAUAUUGAUAAGUACAUUAAAUUCGCUGUAACACUUGUUCCAUGUGACUGUCAAGUACUCUAAACAAUUGUGAUUAGGAUACUCUUGAGACUUUGAACCCCAACAUUAGCAUUAAAGCAGGGUUGUACUGUACAGUAAUUAACUCAUUUUGUGGGAGUUCCUAGCUAGAAACAAAAACUGUGUAUGAAACAUUUAGAAGAAAAACCAUACUGUAUAAUAUCUUACAUUUAUGUUGAAAUUGUUAUGUGUUUGUAUUGUCAAUGAAUGUGAAUUGUUCUGUUGACCAGAUAUUAUUGUAAAUAAGCAGAUAUGUAUACACAAAUCAAUAAAGACAAAGCCUUGAUAUUAAA
Molecule: messenger RNA, 2113 nt
Organism: Ruditapes philippinarum (Manila clam)
Lineage: Eukaryota; Metazoa; Mollusca; Bivalvia; Venerida; Veneridae
Product: BTB/POZ domain-containing protein 6-like
Exons: 3
Coding region: 150-1478 (442 amino acids)
Biological process (GO): neurogenesis
Cellular component (GO): cytosol
Molecular function (GO): protein binding
Source: RefSeq, a predicted model, not a curated record